This is a messenger RNA of Encephalitozoon intestinalis ATCC 50506, 1503 nucleotides long. RefSeq lists its product as uncharacterized. The record is from RefSeq and is a predicted model, not a curated record. Bases 1 to 1503 code for a protein of 500 amino acids. NCBI's taxonomy places the organism in Eukaryota, Fungi, Microsporidia, Unikaryonidae. The transcript has a single exon.
AUGGAAAAUGCCAAGAGGUACAUAGAGGAUAGACUGGAAAAGUAUAAGAUAAAAAUAGAUGUGGACUCGGUGAUUGAGGAGCUUACAUUGUCGAACAAGAUAAACGAGUUCAUGCCUCCAAGUUCUGUAUACAGUGUACUUUUGAUGCAUCUAGGGAAGAAGGAUGAGGUGUACAGGUCGAUUCUCAACGGGGAAUAUCUAUUUGACAUUGAAGCAGUCCUCAGGGACAAGGAAUCCCUAUACAGCAGCGAGAAGCUUAAGGAGGAUGUGAUUCGGAUCUAUGGAGAUCGGAUGAGAUAUGUCUAUGUUAAUACCUCUGAAGGCAAGCAUUUUAUUGGGAUCAAGCUCAGCAACAGAGGAUACAGUCCUGUACCGAAUUAUAACGGGCCCGAGAGCACUAUUCCUUACUUCCUGCUAGUGAAUGGACUGAAGGGAUUCAAGGCGGAUGACUUUGUGUGGAAUGAGAUAGUGUUUGGGAUCAAGCUGAUGGGAGACGAGUAUUCAAAAUAUGUUGAGAUUCUUGAGCACAUCAAGAAGAUAAGACUUCCCGUGGAAAUUAUCGACAGUGGUACAAUGCAUAUGAGCACCUCGGUUACAAACAUCCACGAGUGCUAUUUACAUUGCGGAUCGUAUGCAAACUGGCCGCAGGAUCAGGAUGCACUUAACUGUGCAAAGACAGCUCUCUAUUGCUUGAUCUAUAAGAAGAGCAAGUACCGAUGUGCGAUUGGGUAUAGCCAUGUUCUCUUGAAGUACCGAGGAUCGUACUUCAAAUUUAAGAUUAUGAUAAAAGGAGACCGAAAGGCGGAAUUUAGAAUUAACGAGCGGAUAUCUGAAAUUAUGAGCGAGCAGUCUGAUGUGGUUAAGAAAAAUACGAUGAUUACCAAGAUUUUUCUAGACAGCCAUGGAUAUUUUCCUGUGUACUUUGACGACAGACUUGUGGAGCUGAUAUGUCUGAUGAUUGGGAGAGAAAUAAGAUCGUUUGGAAGAUUUUUCCAAGAGUUUUUGGGACAUCGAAUCAGACUUGAGGGGUAUUCGUUCAACCUUGAGACGCUGAAAGUUACGGAGAACAAGAACAAGAGGUUUGAGGUGGUGUACCAGCAUGACAUAGUAGUUAUAAAAACCCCACCUCUGAAGAUUGUGCAAAGGCUGAACGGGCUCAAGAAAACUGUGCUAGGGCUGAAGAUUCCCCUAUUCGAUGAAAACAUGAGGCUCCAAACACAUAAGUUACUGCAGCCCACCUUCCGAGACUACGACUUUAUCCUUAGCCUUUACUCCAGAACAGGCUUUGAGGAGGUUGAGGACAAGACGGAUCCCCCGUUUCUCUUUGGAACUCCACUUAUUGAGGAGCUCUUGACACCAAGUCUUCGGAGUAAGGGAUACUUCUUCUAUUCUUCCAGACACUCUGUCCUGAUGGUCAAGGUUAAUGAAGACUGCGAUCCCGAAGAACUGCUUUAUGUUCUGCUGCUGAAGACAGGAUUUAGAUACUUCCUCAAAAACUUCUGA